CAUCGGUGUUGCCAGACCCAUCACUAGGAGUUUGACAUCCCUGGUCUAAGAGGUUGGGAAUCUCUUCACUGGGCCCCAAACAGCGUCUCUCUCGGGGCCCCACGCAGCUCGAACCGGCCCUGGUUCUACCAUCUCCGCUCCGCAGCAGCAGGGGGCGCGAAAGCAACGACACCAACCGGAAAUACGCGCUUCAGCUUCCGGUUUCCGUAAACACGUGUAAGUGUGUUGAAAGGAACAAGAGCAGCAGAACCUUUCAGAACCUCUCGGAACCAUUUAGAACCGCUCACGUCGGGGCGUACCGGGACUGCUAGACCAUGUUGGAGCAGCUGGGUCUGAUCGGAACCAUCCGGGACGAGGAUCUGAGUCCAGAGGAACCAGCAACUGAAUCCGAGCCGGAGGAGGAGCCUAUCAUCCUGAACCGUAAGAAGAAGUUUGGAGGUCAAAGGUCGACAGAUUUCAACUGUGACUUUGAGUUUGGAGAGAGAGACGGUCUGAGCCUGGAUGAGGACUGGGCCAUGAGCGACGUCCUGAAGCAGCUCAAGAAGAAGAGAACCAUGACGACUUUGGACCAGAAAAUAGAGAAGGUCAGGAAGAAGAGGAAAGCUGAGGAGAAAUCGUCUCAGAGUUCUGAAGCUGAAGGCUCAGAGAUGAAGGAGGAGGAAGAGGAGGAGCCAGCUGACAGAAAUGAAGAGGACGAGGAUGGUGAUGAAGAGGAGGAGUUUGGCUCAAGUGAUGAAGAGGUUCUGACCAAAUCAGACACUCUGAGGGAGAAAGAGCGGCGAGGGAGGAAGAAGAAGAAUGUGGAAGAGGAGGCUCCAGAGACGUUUUCUGAGGACGCGUCUCAGUACAACGAGCAGCUGACGUUCGAAGAGAUGAACCUGUCCCGACCCAUUCUCAAGGCCGUCACGGCUCUGGGCUUCAAAGAGCCAACACCGAUCCAGAAGGCCUGCGUUCCCAUGGGGCUGCUGGGCAGAGACCUGUGUGCCUGUGCUGCCACCGGAACCGGGAAGACGGCCGCCUUCAUGCUGCCGGUGUUGGAGCGCUUGGUUUACAAACCCAGGACAUCCCAGGUGACCCGGGUCCUGGUUCUGGUUCCCACCAGAGAGCUGGGGAUCCAGGUCCACUCGGUGGCCCGCCAGUUGGCCCAGUUCACCUCCAUCACCACCUGCCUGGCUGUUGGUGGUUUGGACCUGAAGUCACAGGAGGUGGCUCUGAGGGCGGGUCCAGAUGUUCUGAUUGCCACACCGGGCCGACUGAUCGACCACCUUCACAACACGCCGAGCUUCGAGCUGAGCCACAUCGAGAUCCUGAUCCUGGACGAGGCCGACAGGAUGCUGGACGAGUACUUUGAGGAGCAGAUGAAGGAGAUCAUCAGGCUGUGCUCCUACAACCGGCAGACCAUGCUGUUCUCAGCCACCAUGAGCGAGGAGGUAAAGGACCUGGCGGCGGUGUCGCUGAAGGAGCCAAUCAGGAUCUUUGUGAACAGCAACACGGACGUGGCGCCGUUCCUCCGGCAGGAGUUCGUUCGGAUCCGACCGCACCGGGAAGGAGACCGGGAGGCUGUGGUGGCAGCGCUGUUGACCCGGACCUUCCAGGACCACGUGAUGGUGUUCACCCAGACCCGGAAGCAGGCCCACCGGCUGCACAUCCUGCUGGGCCUGUUGGGCCUGAAGGUCGGGGAGCUGCAUGGAGAACUGAGCCAGAACCAGAGGCUGGAGAACCUCAGGAGGUUCAAAGACGAGCAAAUCGACAUCUUGGUGGCGACCGACGUCGCGGCCAGAGGUUUGGACAUCGACGGCGUGAAAACGGUGAUCAACUUCACCAUGCCGUCCACCACCAAGCACUACGUCCACCGGGUCGGCCGCACGGCCCGCGCCGGCCGCUCCGGCCGCUCCGUGUCUCUGGUCGGAGAGUCGGAGAGGAAGACGCUGAAGGAAGUGGUGAAGUCAGCCAAGAACAGCGUGAAGGCCCGCGUCCUGCCCACAGAGGUCGUCCUGAAGUUCAGAGAUCUGAUCAGCAAACUGGAGAAAGACGUUGAAGCGGUGAUGAAGCUGGAGAGAGAGGAGAGAGAGAUGGCUGCAUCUGAGGCGAAGCUGAGUGUGGCUCAGAAGCGUCUAGAAGGCUCCGCCUCCUCCAGCGACUCUCAGAGGGUUUGGUUUCAGACGCAGCAGGAACGCAAGCAGAGCCGCAUGUCGAAGGCUCUGCAGGAGUUCGAUUUGGCUCUGAGAGGAAAGAAGAAGAGAGAGAAGUUCCUGAAGGAUGGGAAGAAGAAACAGCUGACGUCUGAGGAGCGCGCUCAGUUCGAGAUCCUGAAGGCUCAGAUGUUCGCUGAGCGAGCCGCCAAGCGGGAGAGACGGGCGAAGAAAGCCAGAGCCAUGCCUGAAGACGAACCGCCACUGAAAGCAACCAAUCAGAAAGCAGCAAGCAGAGGCAGGAAGUCGGUGUUUGAUGAGGAGCUGACCAACACCAGCAGGAAGUCCCUGAAAAACUACAGAGCUGGGCCAUCCUUCGCAGACAGGAAGCGCCUCGGCUUGGACAGGAAGCGGUCGGGUGGCUCCAGGUUCAGGAAGAAGUGAGGACAGAGAAACCAGAGAAACCAGUUCUCCAUGUCUUUGUCUGCACCAGAUUAUAAAUAAAGUUUGUUUGAAAGUGGUGGUGGCGCUGGUUGGUCAUGUGACCCGGCUGUGAUGGUCCGAUUUGACCCAUUGAACAUUAAAACAUCUGGAUACUGUCACUGGUUCUGUUGGACCGCUGAGGUUGGACCUCUGGUUUGGAGGCAGAACCGGGUUCUGACUGGUUCCUGAAAAGUUACUGCUGCCAUCUGGUGGAUGGGAUGUGCAGCUUCAGACAAGUUUGGACCUUCAGAACCACAUUUACAGUACUACCUGUUUUUAAUACAAAUGUAUGAAAUGUAGAUGUUUCUAUUUUAGUUUUGUUUUCAGGUUUAGUUUCAUAGAAAAUAAAUAUUUGGGUGUAUAUAACUAAAAUGUCAGAAUAGAAACUACAAAAAAUGUAAAACUUAUUUCAGUAAGUGGGAUUUAAUUAUUCUGGGAAGAAUAUUUCCCACCAAAAUGGCUUAAAUAUUUUUGCAUAUACAUUAUGAAUUCCCAAUUCAGCA
This is a messenger RNA of Poecilia latipinna (sailfin molly), 3118 nucleotides long. It is a transcript of the gene ddx27, whose product is annotated as DEAD (Asp-Glu-Ala-Asp) box polypeptide 27. Gene Ontology annotation, cellular component: cytosol. Bases 315 to 2576 code for a protein of 753 amino acids. NCBI's taxonomy places the organism in Eukaryota, Metazoa, Chordata, Actinopteri, Cyprinodontiformes, Poeciliidae. The record is from RefSeq and is a predicted model, not a curated record. Gene Ontology annotation, molecular function: ATP binding; nucleic acid binding; RNA helicase activity. The transcript has 21 exons.